Lodderomyces parapsilosis is the source of this 1305-nucleotide messenger RNA. RefSeq names its product mevalonate kinase (gene ERG12). Gene Ontology annotation, biological process: ergosterol biosynthetic process; isoprenoid biosynthetic process. Lineage: Eukaryota; Fungi; Ascomycota; Pichiomycetes; Serinales; Debaryomycetaceae. Gene Ontology annotation, molecular function: ATP binding; mevalonate kinase activity. Gene Ontology annotation, cellular component: cytoplasm. Bases 1 to 1305 code for a protein of 434 amino acids. The transcript has a single exon. The record is from RefSeq and is a predicted model, not a curated record.
AUGUCACUUAAAUCCCCCGAGCCAUUCAUUGUUAGUGCUCCAGGGAAGGUCAUAAUAUUUGGUGAACACUCAGCCGUUUAUGGAAAGCCAGCAAUUGCAGCUGCGUUGAGUCUAAGAUGCUACUUACUUGUCGUACCAUCACCAGACCCAAACAACAUACGAUUACAAUUCCCAGACAUAGAGCUUGAUCACACAUGGAAUAAGAGUUCAAUCCCAUGGAAUGAUAUUCAAAAUUACGUGAAGUUUGAUGCGAAGGAUCAACCAGUCCCUCCUCCAGAAUUGGUACCAGAGAUUGUAGAUCAGUUAUCUGGUAUGCUUGGUGGGUUUGAAGAUAAUAAUAUCCAUCACUUGGCCUGCUUUUGCUUUCUUUACUUGUACGUAUGUCUCUGCGAUGAGACGCGUUCUGGGAUGACUUUCAUUGUUAGGUCCACAUUGCCAAUUGGAGCUGGAUUGGGUUCAUCUGCUUCAACUGCUGUUUGUCUCUCUGCAGCAUUGUCAAAACUAGGAGGCUGGAUCAAUGAUCCACAUGUGCAUGAAAAUGAGGCUACACCAAAACAAGAUAUACCCGAUCUCGAAUUCAUUGACAGGUGGUCACUUAUUGGUGAAAAAUGCUUUCAUGGAAACCCUUCAGGAAUCGAUAAUGCAGUAGCCACACAUGGCGGUGCAGUGAUGUUUCAAAGAUCGUCAGUGCCGGAAAAACCGUCCGUAAGAACCAACAUAAGAACAUUGCCUCCCGUUAAAUUGUUGUUGACCAACACUAAAGUCCCAAAGAGCACUGCCCAGUUAGUUGGUGGUGUUGGAAAACUAAACAACAAGUACCCCUCGCUCAUUACACCAGUUUUAGAUUCAAUGGGAAGUUUGGUACAAGAAGCAUAUCGUGUUAUGACCCACCCGGACUUUGGUUCCGAAGAAACUGCAAUUUUGCGUGAACUAGUCAACAUCAACCACGGUCUUUUAGUAGCAUUAGGGGUAUCGCAUCCUUCGUUGGAAAAGGUCAAAAUGAUUGGAGAUGAAUUGAAAAUUGGCGCAACUAAAUUGACAGGAGCAGGUGGUGGUGGAUGUGCGAUAACUUUGGUUAAUGAUGAUGUCGAGGAAACGGUUAUACACCAAACAAUGUUGGAGUAUGAGCGUCAGGGUUAUGAAAGUUUUGAAACCUCUUUGGGUGGUAAAGGGGUAGGAAUGUUGUUGCAACUGGUGGCAGAUGACGAAAAGUUUUCAUUGGAGCGUUUUUGCAACUAUGCUAACCGUUUAGAGAUUGAGGCUGCUCUUGCUGUGGAAAAUGUACCAGAGUGGAAAUUCUGGUAA